Molecule: messenger RNA, 512 nt
Organism: Mercenaria mercenaria
Lineage: Eukaryota; Metazoa; Mollusca; Bivalvia; Venerida; Veneridae
Exons: 4
Coding region: 66-512 (148 amino acids)
Source: RefSeq, a predicted model, not a curated record
CUCGGCCCGUACCAAGUUUCCAGCCAUGCUGCAUACAGGACUCGGACCGUACCAAGUUUCCAGCCAUGCUGCAUACAGGACUCGGCCCGUACCAAGAUGCAAGUUUUUUUUUAUCUGCUAUCAAUAUUCCCCCGAUAGACCCAAAGAACUUGAAACGCCGGGAGGAAGAGAUUGGCUUAUCAAUAGAACAAUGCGCAGAGGAAUAUUGCGUGUCUCUCCAAGAAGACAUUAGAUCACUGAAAAACGACAAUGAAAUAAGAGUGCCGUUUGAUGGACCAUGGCAAAGAAGAGGCAGUGGUCGUGAUUAUAACAGUUUGUCGGGACACGCUACUUUACUUGGCGGGAAUAUAUCAAAAUGUAUUGUCUAUGGAGUACUAUCGCUGGACUGUAAAGCUGAUAUGUUGGCGGUGAUCUCAGCGGGAAAAUCUUUCCACCUUGUACUUGCACUUAGAUCAUACUGUGAUAUAAACAACACAGAGUUAUAUGUGCUGAAAAAAACUCUGAAUACCUAA